This is a messenger RNA of Astrephomene gubernaculifera, 1309 nucleotides long. The record is from the annotation of a GenBank genome assembly. NCBI's taxonomy places the organism in Eukaryota, Viridiplantae, Chlorophyta, Chlorophyceae, Chlamydomonadales, Astrephomenaceae.
CCACAUCCCAUUAUAAUUGUAGUAGCAAGCCUAAAUCCGCACAAACUGUCUUGGUAUACCGUUUCCCGCCCCGACAUGGCUCAGCGCCCAUUGUCCCACAGAGACCUCGCCUUACGCUAGAUGCCCAGCACUUUCCUACUCGAGUAGAAACUCCAAACGGCAGACAUGGAUACGGGCGAGGCAGCUGGUAGCUUCGAGCGCGUGGGUGUGGCGGAAGCUCUGCUUGUGCUGCCGGAGGUAGACGCCGACCUUUCAUGGCAGCAGCUGUCCCGCGAUGCACUCUUAAAUGAAGUUUCUCGGUACCGCGACGCUAUCCGUGACGUGGCCAGUCACCUACGCGACUUGGGGGAUGAACAGCUAUCAUCCAUUCCAGAUGAACUCCUCACCCUCAGCCAUAACCCUGACGCAAUCCUCGGGGCGCAAGCAGCAACAACAUCAUUUUCAGCAGACCCUUCAGCUGCCGCUGCUGCUGGCUCUUCACUUGACGGCUGCCCUCACAUCAGCGCUGGCCUUACCAACGCGUCCAACAACACAGAAGACCCAGACAAUCUCGCACACCUAGGCGAAGAAGGCCUGGACUAUACGCUCGGAUCCGUAGACGACGUGGACCCGUCAGAAUGGCAGGUCCCGCCGUACUGCGUGCCCAUCCAUGCCAAUGUCACCACCUUUGACUGGCCCAGUUUGUACGAACACUGCCAAUUCGACGUUAUCAUGAUGGACCCUCCAUGGCAGCUCGCAACAGCCAACCCAACCCGCGGUGUGGCUCUGGGCUACAGCCAGCUCAACGAUGACCACAUCUCCGGACUGCCGGUGCCGCAGCUGCAGCGGCAGGGCGGUUUCUUGUUUGUGUGGGUCAUCAACGCCAAGUACAAAUGGACGCUUGACCUCUUUGAUAAGUGGGGCUACAGGUUGGUUGACGAGGUGGUUUGGGUCAAGAUGACGGUCAACCGCCGGCUGGCCAAGAGCCACGGCUACUACCUGCAGCACGCCAAGGAGGUCUGCCUGGUUGCGCGGCGCGGCACCCCGCCCGCCCUCGCAGGCAGCAGCAGUAGCAGUGGUGGCGGGGGCGUGGGGUCGGACAUCAUCUUCAGCGAGCGGCGGGGUCAGAGCCAGAAGCCGGAGGAGAUAUACGAGCUGGUGGAGCAGCUGGUGCCCAAUGGUCGCUACCUGGAGAUCUUUGCUCGCAAGAACAACCUGCGCGACUACUGGGUGUCCAUUGGCAACGAGGUGACGGGCACGGGGCUGCCGGAGGGCGACAUGCGGGCGCUCAAGGAGCUGAACCACAUACCCGGGGCGGUGUACGGCAAGA